AUGAAGCGAAAAAUGAAGUAUUCAACCACCAAAACCUCCCAAGCAAAGCAGAGAAGAUCAGCAGGCAAAACUCCAGCAAAAUAUCUCAAGCUGAGAAAGUCACAAUUUUUCGGUAAUUCAAAAUCCCAUCAGAAGACUGAUGAAGUAUGGCAGGUGCACUUUAUGAAGCUAUGCUCUGGCUGUAUCAUAGAAAAUUCCUGUUACUUAAGGGAAGAAACAACCAAAGUGAUGUCACCAAAAAUAGGAACUUCACCUGUGACAGAACAUCAUGCUUCUCUGAGCACAUUCAAUGAUCAGUUCAUCACUUUUGUUUUUGAGAAUGGGGCUUAUGCCAUCUAUGUUGAAUACUUGGGAAAAGACCAACAGAAAGACAAGGUGUUACUCCGUUACUAUGCUUCUCAAACCCCUGCAGGUGAAUCAGGUGAUGAGGUUGAUGGUAAGAAGUUUAUGGUAAACCUGAGUCCUACAAAAGACAAAAACUUCUGCCUGCAUGCCGACAACAACAAACUGUCUGUGGACAUUCUAGAACCCAAAAAGCCACUGCCAGAACAGGCCUUCUUCCUCCUUCAUCGGCAGACCUCUGAUUAUGUAUCAUUUGAAUGUAAGAGCAACCCUGGAACAUUUAUAGGAGUUAGUGAUAAUCACCUGAAGCUAAUUCAAGUAAAAGACCAUGGUGAGGAAACAAUUUCAGAAAAGAUCAUGUUCAAGCUCUAUUCAACUUAA
Orycteropus afer afer is the source of this 723-nucleotide messenger RNA. The record is from RefSeq and is a predicted model, not a curated record. Lineage: Eukaryota; Metazoa; Chordata; Mammalia; Tubulidentata; Orycteropodidae.